Messenger RNA from Labrus mixtus (cuckoo wrasse), 2490 nucleotides. It is a transcript of the gene opn4xa, whose product is annotated as opsin 4xa. NCBI's taxonomy places the organism in Eukaryota, Metazoa, Chordata, Actinopteri, Labriformes, Labridae. Gene Ontology annotation, molecular function: G protein-coupled receptor activity. The record is from RefSeq and is a predicted model, not a curated record. Gene Ontology annotation, cellular component: membrane. Gene Ontology annotation, biological process: visual perception; G protein-coupled receptor signaling pathway. The transcript is spliced from 10 exons. The coding region runs from base 268 to 1929 and encodes 553 amino acids.
UAUCAGUCUCUCUGUGCACUCUCAUACUCUCUCAAGCACUGGCAGCAGCUGCUUACUUAUUUUUGUUCCAUAUGAGAGAAUCCCUAUCGAACUUGGGGAUUAGGGAAGAAGUCACCGAGCUGAUCUGUUUAAACCUUAAGCGUGGUGGAUUUUUUUUUUCCACCAGCAGUUUUACAUGCUGCACAGCUUCAGGGGCUCUGAUCCUCUCUGUCAGUCCACUUCCAAACAUCCUGAGGAGGAGAAGGGGCUUCACUCUCUGGAUAAGAAAUGGAGCGGGAUCACGGAUUCUAUAGGCAGGUGGAUGUCCACGCUCACGCUCACUAUAUCGUUGCCUUCUUUGUCCUAGUGAUUGGGACAGUGGGUGUGACUGGGAACGCUUUGGUCAUGUACGCCUUCUUCUGUAACAAGAAGCUACGGACGGCGCCAAACUAUUUCAUCAUGAACCUGGCAGUCAGCGACUUCCUCAUGGCAAUCACACAGUCACCCAUCUUCUUUGUUAACUCCCUCUUCAAGGGAUGGAUUUUUGGGGAAACAGGCUGUAAAAUCUAUGCAUUUUGUGGAGCUUUAUUUGGCAUCACCUCUAUGAUAAACCUUCUGGCGAUCUCCUUAGACCGCUACAUCGUCAUCACUAAGCCUCUGCAGGCCAUACAGUGGACCUCCAAGAGACGCACUUGCUUCAUUAUUGUGCUGGUCUGGCUGUACUCACUAGCCUGGAGCCUUGCACCACUAUUGGGCUGGAGUUCGUACAUACCAGAGGGCCUGAUGACCUCAUGCACAUGGGACUAUGUGACAUCUACUCCAGCCAAUAAGAGUUACACUUUGAUGCUAUGCUGCUUUGUGUUCUUCAUCCCUCUGGGCAUAAUAUCCUUCUGUUAUCUGUGCAUGUUCCUGGCAAUCCGCCGUGCCAGCAGAGAUUUGGAGAAGUUGGGCUCUCAGGUGAGGAAGUCUGCCCUGAUACAGCAGCAGUCCAUCAAGACUGAAUGGAAGCUGGCCAAGAUUGCCUUUGUGGUCAUCAUAGUGUUUGUGCUUUCCUGGUCGCCCUAUGCAUGUGUCACCCUCAUCGCCUGGGCUGGAUAUGGAAGCAUCCUCAAUCCUUAUUCCAAAGCGGUUCCUGCUGUAAUAGCCAAGGCAUCUGCCAUCUAUAACCCUUUCAUUUAUGCCAUCAUUCACUCUAAAUACAGGGACACCCUAGCAGAAAGGGUCCCCUGCCUUCACUUCCUGGCCCAGGCAUCAAAGAGGGACUGCCUAUGUGUGUCCCAAAGUGAAUCCUCCUUCAGGGAUUUAAUGCUGAGCAGACAGUCUUCAGUCUCCAGAACCAAGUUUCACAGAGUUUCCUCCAUGUCUACGACGGACACAGUUUGGAGUGAUGUGGAGCUGGAUCCUAUUGGCCACUCGCUGAAGUCUAGCUAUUCCCUUGGAGCUCUGAGGGACAAAGAGUACAACUCACUGUCCAAGCAGACCAAGGAAAAGGGAAGCCAAAGCACGGAACAGACUCCCAUCUCAGAGCAAGGCUCACUGAACAGGAGGAACCACACCCUAUCACCUGAGACGGGCAACACAGUGAUGCCCUCAAUGUGGGUGAUGAGAGAGGAGCAGAACACUGAAAGCUGGACUGAUGAGAUGAAAGAGGAGGAUCGGGACCAGCUAGGGAGAGAUGAAUACGAACAAAAAGAGAUACAGCAAGUACAGAAUGAGAAAGAUGACAAAGACUCAGAGAUCCUCAUCAAACCAGACUCUUUGGAAAACACUGCAUGUGUGCACUCCCAUGCUAUUAUCAGACCCGACUCAUGCCUGGAGCAUGGCUUUUGUGAGGAAAAACACAGCAGAAAAGGCCGAAAGAAAGAAUGGUUACUUGAUUUACAGCCUCUGGACUGUCCUGCCCAGCUAUUUGAGUCUGUGCAAAGAUUUCUCUCCCCAACACCAAGCUAGAUGUUUAAAAUUAUUUGUCUUAUGUGGUUUAUUAUGUGUAACUGUGUCACAGCAGACUGAGAAAAUGUUUGUUUUUUCAGGAACGAUCAGAUGAUCUUUUGAAGCAGCUGUUUAAUUUAAACAGGUUUCACCAAGCACUGAAAUCAGAUACAUUUGUUUUGAUUUUCGUGCAAUCGUAUAAACUAUUUUUUCGAACCAAAAACCUAUGCUGGUAUGCUGUUAACAUAAAACUGUUGUUGCUUUUUUUUUAUGCUAAAUGCAAGUGGUCGAUAUCGACGCAAUUAUAAUUUAUCACAAUGAAACAAGGAAAAUUAUUGUUAACAUCUCCAAAACUUCUCAUAUUGUAUGCACUGUGGUUUUUUAAAAAAAAGUUCCAAGAAGCAACUGUACAGCAAGGAAAAACAUUUUUUUAAAACCCAGCCAAAUAUAUGAUCCAGUUGUUUUGAAGAGACCAAAGAAAGUAUUUUGUGAGGAACCCAAUUUCAUACGAGCGUUUUAUUUGUAACCUAAAUAUAAAUAUCACCUGAAUCAUGUAUGACAUUGAAAACAAAGUUGACUUUA